This is a messenger RNA of Cryptomeria japonica (Japanese cedar), 2229 nucleotides long. Its product is annotated as T-complex protein 1 subunit zeta 1. Bases 132 to 1736 code for a protein of 534 amino acids. Lineage: Eukaryota; Viridiplantae; Streptophyta; Pinopsida; Cupressales; Cupressaceae. The record is from RefSeq and is a predicted model, not a curated record. The transcript is spliced from 15 exons. Gene Ontology annotation, molecular function: ATP binding; ATP-dependent protein folding chaperone; ATP hydrolysis activity. Gene Ontology annotation, biological process: protein folding. Gene Ontology annotation, cellular component: chaperonin-containing T-complex.
AAAGAACGAUUGACUUUUCCAUUCCCAGUUACCGCCACUAACUCUUUAUUGAAAGCUUUUAAGGUUUUCAUCUCUGCUGCAAAAGUUUAAGGAGAAAACAGAGAGAAGGGUGUAAGCAUUUGCCUGUAAAAAUGUCGCUGCGUGUAUUGAAUCCAAAUGCGGAGAUCCUGAACAAAUCUGCAGCACUGUACAUGAACAUCAAUGCCGCUAAAGGCUUGCAAGAUGUUCUGAAGACCAAUCUCGGCCCCAAGGGCACCAUUAAAAUGCUUGUUGGAGGGUCUGGGGACAUUAAGCUUACGAAAGAUGGAAACACCCUCUUGAAAGAAAUGCAAAUUCAGAACCCAACAGCUAUCAUGAUAGCAAGGACAGCUGUUGCACAGGAUGAUAUAAGUGGGGAUGGUACAACCUCAACAGUUCUUUUUAUUGGCGAGCUAAUGAAACAAUCAGAGCGUUACAUAAGUGAAGGAAUGCACCCUCGUGUGGUUGUGGAUGGAAUUGAAAUUGCAAAAAGAGCCACAUUGGAUUUUCUUGAGAAGUUCAAAACGUUGGUAAUCAUGGAAGGAACACCAGAUAAGGAGAUGCUAAAAAUGGUAGCAAGGACAACAGUUAGGACAAAGCUUUAUGAAGCACUUGCAGAUCAACUGACUGACAUUGUUGUAAAUGCGGUGCUUUGCAUUCAAAAACCUGAGGAAUCAAUUGAUCUAUUUAUGGUGGAAAUUAUGCAUAUGAGGCAUAAGUUCGAUGUAGAUACCCGUCUGGUUGAAGGGCUGGUCCUUGAUCAUGGAGCUCGUCAUCCAGACAUGAAGAAGCGUGUUGAGAAUUGUUAUAUACUAACUUGCAAUGUAUCAUUGGAAUAUGAAAAGAGUGAAGUAAAUGCAGGCUUCUUUUACUCGAAUGCCGAGCAGAGGGAGAAAAUGGUAAUAGCAGAAAGAAAACAUGUAGAUGACAAAGUUCAAAAGAUAAUUGACUUAAAGAAGAAGAUUUGUGAUGGACAUGACAAGAAUCUUGUUGUAAUCAACCAAAAAGGAAUAGAUCCCACUUCACUUGAUAUGCUAGCAAAAGAAGGGAUUGUAGCUCUAAGGAGAGCAAAGAGACGGAAUAUGGAGAGACUGGUGCUUGCUUGUGGUGGCGAAGCUGUUAAUUCUGUUGAUGACUUGACUCCGGAUGUGCUUGGCUGGGCAGGACUUGUAUAUGAGCAUGUGCUUGGGGAAGAAAAAUACACCUUUGUGGAGAAUGUUAAAAACCCUCACUCAUGUACAAUUCUUAUCAAAGGGCCAAAUGAUCAUACUAUUGCUCAAAUCAAGGAUGCAGUCCGUGAUGGAUUGAGAGCUGUCAAGAAUACAAUUGAAGAUCAAGCUGUUGUUUUGGGUGCGGGAGCAUUUGAAGUUGCAGCAAGUCAGCAUCUCAAAAACACUGUUAAGAAAACUGUUAAGGGGCGUGCACAGCUUGGAGUUGAAGCCUUUGCUGAUGCUCUUUUAGUUGUGCCAAAAACUCUAGCUGAAAACUCUGGACUAGAUACUCAGGAUGUAUUGAUUGGGCUCCAGGCUGAGCAUGAUAAAGGCAACAUUGUUGGUCUAAAUCAUCAUACAGGAGAACCAAUGGAUCCAUAUAUGGAGGGUAUUUUUGAUAAUUACUCUGUCAAGCAUCAAAUUAUCAAUUCAGGCCCUAUGAUUGCAUCACAGCUACUUCUGGUGGACGAGGUGAUCCGUGCUGGACGUAAUAUGCGCAAAAGCUGAAGUUUUCAUGUGGGCUUCCUUCUGGCAUUAUUUACAAUUGCCUGGAAGAUGGGUGGUAGCAAUUUUGUAGAGGGGAUGAUGGGAUUUAUAGUAAUUUCCGAGUGCAACAUACCUAUGGCCUAGCAAGAAAUUAAAUUUGUUUCAAGUACGAAAGCAUUAUUAUAAAAGUGCAGGAUUGUUCAAAGCUAAUUUCCUUAUCUAAUUUCCAGUUCAGUAAUUUUGUUUUGUGUUUUCGUGUGUCAUAGUUCUUCAACAUGGAGUUUAAGAUUCUUUCAAGCUUGUAAGUCUCAGAGUGUGCCUACUGUGGGUAUUACAUCUUGGCAUUUAAAUCUAGUGCACAAGACAGCGCUUUUUUUGUUUCUUUGAGUUUGUAUAUUUAAAUAUUUUUGAUCAGCCAACAAGGCUCUUGCCUUUCAUUGCAUCCAUAAUUCUGUAAGAUUCCCUGUUUUAAGGAUUUGGUUUUCCUAUUAUAUAAUUUAUGAGAGCUUUUAUC